Messenger RNA from Ricinus communis (castor bean), 1756 nucleotides. Its product is annotated as RNA-binding protein 2. Bases 230 to 1126 code for a protein of 298 amino acids. The transcript has 5 exons. The record is from RefSeq and is a predicted model, not a curated record. Gene Ontology annotation, molecular function: mRNA binding. NCBI's taxonomy places the organism in Eukaryota, Viridiplantae, Streptophyta, Magnoliopsida, Malpighiales, Euphorbiaceae.
CCACAGCGAAUCAUCGGAUUAUCCUCUGACAAAAACGUACCCGUACAAGGCUAAGGAUUUUUGGUAAAUGUGAGUCAGUUAUCCAACAGAAAUUCAAAGCUAAAGUUCUUUCUCGGAUCGAAAUCAGAGAGUUUGUUUUUUUUUUUUAAUUUUAAUUUACCACUAAAAUCUGUAAUUCUCUCAUAAAUUCCAAUUAUUUCCGAAAUCAAUUUGUUAGAGACGCCGUAGCAUGACGGACGGCUACUGGAAUCAUCGCCACCAGCAGCAGCAUCCUCUUCUUCAGUCUGGGGAAAGUCUAAAACGACAUCGUCCGGAAUACGAUAUCGCAUCUUCAGGGCUGCCUUCAAGCCAUGAGAUUCAUAACUAUUAUCCAAGAGAUGAUGAUCGGGAACGCUAUCAGGCUGUGAAGGACUCUAAGACAAUUGGAUCAGCAUAUGAUCGGUAUCUGCAAAAUGCGCAAAUUGCUCCUCUCUCUUCUGGAGAAGCUAGCGGAUUAAGUGUUGGGUUUGGGAGGGCCAGUGGUGGUGGGAUGACUGGACUUCCAAUACUUGAUUCUGGUAUGGCGCGUCGAGCUCGGCCCAGUGGUCAAGAUCUUGCAUCAAAUGGUAGAGACAUUGGUUUUGUUAGUCAGCCCCCAGCGAAUAAAAUAGCUAGGCCUGUUCGUGAAACUGUACCUCUGCCUCAAGAUGCUUCAAGCACUCUGUAUGUUGAGGGCCUCCCUCCUGGCAGCAAAAGGAGGGAAGUAGCUCAUAUUUUUCGCCCUUUUGUAGGAUACAAGGAAGUGAGACUUGUGAGCAAAGAAUCCAAGAAUCGUACCAGAGAUCCUAUCAUCCUUUGUUUUGUUGAUUUUGAUGAUGCAGCCUGUGCAGCUACUGCUAUGAGCGCCUUGCAAGGUCAUUUAAUCCUCUUUUUGUCAAUGUCUAAAGAAAAAGGAAUGCACCAAAGACACAUUGCAGCAAUGUCAGCUUGUAUUUCAAUAUACACUCAUAUAUGUAUUUGCAUGUGCAUGUGUAAAAUGCAUCAUUUUGAUAUUUUGUUUGGUCAUGUGCCAAUUCGUAGCAAUGAUCCUUUUAUUGUCUAUUUUUUUCUAAACUUCCUGCAUAACUGCCUUACUGCAUCUUUAUGAUGAUAUUGACAAUAUGAAGGCAGUAGCUUGUUAUUUUUCUCGUACAGAAGGUUAUUUCUUAAAUCAUCUUAUAGUAAUGAAACUAAGAAAGCCACCUAUAUUUAUCUACCACUAUGGAGGAAGUAAAUAAGAGAUUUUGUGCUGCAAACUGCAAACUGAGACUGAAAAUACAGAGCCGAAAGGUAUAUUUCUUGGUGAAACCCUUGAAAAUUUAUGAGCAGAAUUCUUUGCAUGUUCUUCCCAGCGUUAUGCUUUUCUGAAAUGCGUGUUGAUGCUAACUUAUGGAUUGAUCCUGCAGGUUAUAAAAUGGACGAACAUGAUUGUGAAUCUAGUUGCUUGAGGCUACAGUUUUCUCGGUACCCUGGUCCAAGAUCUGGUGGUUCUGGAAGUCGUGGAAAGAGGUGAACUAGUGUCUAGGACUCUUAUCAUAAAUGCAUAUCUUCUACUUAUUUACCCUGCCUUUGCAAGUUUGCAAUAUACAACAAUAUAUUUGAGCAAAAUUGUAAUUUAGAUUGCUCGGUCCUGCUUACACUAAUUGUUAGUACUUUAGAUGAAAUGUAGUGAAAGGAUAAGGUGUUGUAUAACUUCUGAAGAUUAAUUAUAUAAACUAACAAAAGAAAUGUUUGAUUA